This is a messenger RNA of Leptopilina heterotoma, 559 nucleotides long. RefSeq lists its product as uncharacterized. The record is from RefSeq and is a predicted model, not a curated record. Lineage: Eukaryota; Metazoa; Arthropoda; Insecta; Hymenoptera; Figitidae. The transcript has 2 exons. The coding region runs from base 83 to 559 and encodes 158 amino acids.
AUCAUAUAAAAUUAAACUGUAUUCAACAUAUAGUAAUUUGAAAGCUUCAAUAAUUGAAAGAUUUAACCGAACACUUAAAAAUAUGAUGUGGCCGCAGUUCAAUUUAAGAGGAAAUUAUAAAUGGGAAGAUAUAUUACCAUCUCUAAUUUCAAAGUAUAACAACCAGAAACAUCGAACUAUUGGUAUGAAACCCAAGGAUGUCAGGAAACAAGAUGAAAAAGAAUUAUUGAAACGUAUCUCAAAACAGAGGAAAAUUUUAACUAAAAGAGCAAAAUUCAAAGUUGGCGAUAGAGUUCGAAUAAGCAAGAAUAAACAUAUUUUUGAAAAAGGAUAUACACCAAACUGGACAACUGAAAUAUUUACCAUCUCUCAAGUUAAAUCAACAAAACCAGUAACAUAUAAGUUGAAAGAUUAUCAGGAUCAACCCAUCGAAGGUGGUUUCUACGAAGAAGAAAUUUCUAAAGUGAAAUAUUCAGAUAUAUAUCUCAUAGAAAAAGUUCUCAAGAAUCGUCGUGAUGAAGUCUUUGUAAAAUGGUUACAACUUGAUUUUGAAGGGUGA